AUGUCUACCCAGGAUAUCACCAAACCCUUCCGCUUCAUGGACCUACCCGCAGAGUUGCGCCUCAUGGUCUACAAGCGCCUACCCCGUCAGAUCAAGCACACUGAGAUUCGCUAUGUGACUGGAUAUUACGCCAGCACGAACGAGAAAAUCGGCUCAACAGUGGUCGUGGUCACACGUCACCUCCCAGUAGCUAUCUUGAGGACAAGCCGUCAGGUCUUUGCCGAGGCGGGUGGCAUCGUCGCAAAUCUGAUCCGGACUUUCGUGACGGAAUCGCAGCCACGGGUCAUAGGCCAUGACACCGACCUGGUCGCAUUACAAGAGCUCAUCUACCUUAUGCGCACGGAACGCAAAGCCUAUCUGACCUCGAUGAUUGGAAGACUAGGUCGAUGCUUCGCUCUUAUGUCGCGUCACAAGUACAUGCUCCCCAUCACACUGCUAUGGGCUACCCUGCUGUAA
Messenger RNA from Alternaria ventricosa, 456 nucleotides. RefSeq lists its product as uncharacterized. NCBI's taxonomy places the organism in Eukaryota, Fungi, Ascomycota, Dothideomycetes, Pleosporales, Pleosporaceae. Bases 1 to 456 code for a protein of 151 amino acids. The record is from RefSeq and is a predicted model, not a curated record. The transcript is spliced from 2 exons.